GCUGUGUACCGGCAAACCAUUGGAGGAAGCCAAGGAGAAGUGUGCGGUAUUAAAGAAGGAAGAGACGGAAGAAGAGAAGGAGGAGAUCGAGGAAGACGAGGAAGCGAAGGAGCAGCAGGAUGCUACGUACGUGGCCUGCAUUUCGGACGUCUGCCAGACGGCCAAUGGCGAUUUCGGAGAGGCGGCAAAAGAGACGGAGGAAGAGAGCGAGAUGCAAGCGGCUCUGAAGCACAAGAAGGCCUUCCGCGUGGCCGCAGCAGAUGGUGACUGCAAGACAGGUUGGACUCCCACCGACUCCAACGACAACUUCCUGUCGGAUGAGGAGAAGUCCCGUGCCGACAAGAAGAAGCAAGGAUGCACCACUGCAUGCAAAGUGUGCCGCCCUGCACACCGCCGCUACCUCAUCGGACCGCUUGCGCUCCACAACGAGACACAGGCCGCUUGUCAAAACCAGCAGCUCGCCAUGCCCAAGUCGGACGGCGACAAGACGCGGCUCUCGAUCCUUCAGAAGAAGUUUUGCUCGGCAGAGAAGGCUUGGCUUGGUGCGAACUACAAGGAUGACGCCUGGAAGUGGGCUGAUGGAUCCGUGGUCGAAGGCACUGGUGGCAUCACCGGCAAAGCAGGCGACUAUCUCUGUAUGGACAAGGAGGAUGGUAGCUACUUGAAUUGCGACCACCGUCCCGACGUCAAGCACGAUGCCCUCUGCGAGACGAUUUUCUAUUAG
This is a messenger RNA of Symbiodinium sp. CCMP2456, 724 nucleotides long. NCBI's taxonomy places the organism in Eukaryota, Dinophyceae, Suessiales, Symbiodiniaceae. The record is from the annotation of a GenBank genome assembly.